AUUUAUUUCAAGGCGAAUCGGGCUUUGGGGGAAGAGGAAGAAAAGUCGGAUUACAAGAUCAACCACCACCAACAACAAUAAAAACCACCAGGAUAUUUUUUUGCAAAUUUCUGACGGCUUUAAAUUCAUGAAGCAAUUGUCCCCUUUUGCAAUCAGCAUUUGGAUCUCAGAAUGAGCAAGGAAAGACCCAAGAGGAAUAUCAUUCAGAAGAAAUACGAUGACAGUGAUGGGAUUCCAUGGUCAGAAGAAAGGGUGGUACGUAAAGUCCUUUAUUUGUCUCUGAAGGAGUUCAAGAAUGCCCAGAAGAGGCAACACGGGGAAGGCAUUGCUGGGAGCCUGAAAACAGUGAAUGGGCUCCUUGGUAAUGGCCAGUCUAAGGGAUUAGGACCAGCGUCAGAACAGUCAGAGAAUGAGAAGGACGAUGCAUCCCAAGUGUCCUCUACUAGCAACGAUGUUAGUUCUUCAGAUUUUGAAGAAGGGCCGUCGAGGAAAAGGCCCAGGCUGCAAGCACAAAGGAAGUUUGCGCAGUCUCAGCCGAACAGUCCCAGCACAACUCCGGUAAAGAUAGUGGAACCAUUGCUGCCCCCUCCAGUUACUCAAAUCUCUGACCUCUCUAAAAGGAAGCCCAAGACAGAAGACUUUCUUACCUUUCUCUGCCUUCGAGGUUCUCCUGCGCUGCCCAACAGCAUGGUGUAUUUCGGAAGCUCUCAGGACGAGGAGGAUGUCGAGGAGGAAGACGAUGAGACGGAAGACGUCAAAGCAGCCGCCAAUAAUGCUUCAUCUUCAUGCCAGUCAACCCCCAGGAAAGGAAAAACCCACAAGCAUGUUCACAACGGGCAUGUUUUCAAUGGUUCCAGCAGGUCAUCACGGGAGAAAGAACCUGUUCAAAAACACAAAAGCAAAGAGGCCACUCCCGGGAAGGAGAAGCACAGCGAUCACCGGGCUGACAGCCGGAGGGAACAGGGCUCCGCGGCCCCCCCCCCAGCAGCCCCGUCCACGGGCUCCUCGGCCAAGGGGCUCGCUGCUAACCACCACCACCCCCCUCUGCAUCGGUCGGCUCAGGACUUACGGAAACAGGUUUCGAAGGUAAAUGGAGUCACUCGAAUGUCAUCUCUGGGUACAAGUGCAACCAGUGCCAAAAAGAUGCGCGAAGUCAGACCUUCACCGUCCAAAACUGUGAAGUACACUGCAACGGUGACGAAGGGGACUGUCACAUACACCAAAGCCAAGAGAGAACUGGUCAAGGAAACCAAACCCAAUCACCACAAGCCCAGUUCCGCUGUCAACCACACAAUCUCAGGGAAAACUGAAAGUAGCAAUGCAAAAACCCGCAAACAGGUGCUAUCCCUCGGGGGGGCGUCCAGGUCCACCGGGCAUGCCGUCAAUGGCCUCAAGGUCAGUGGCAGGUUGAACCCAAAGUCAUGCACUAAGGAGGUGGGGGGGCGGCAGCUGAGGGAGGGGCUGCGGAACUCCAAGAGGAGACUGGAAGAGGCACAGCAGGCUGAGAAGCCGCAGUCCCCGCCCAAGAAGAUGAAAGGGCCGGCCGGCUCUGCCGAAGCCCCCGGCAGGAAGGCGGCAGCGGUGGCCCCCACGGCGCUCGCCCCCGCGGAGAAGACUCUGCUGCAUGGGCCCGUGAAGAAGGAAGUGCCCGAGCGGAGCCUGGAAAGGAACCGGCCGAAGCGGGCCACGGCCGGCAAGAGCGCACCGGGCAGACAAGCACACGGCAAGACGGACGGCGCCUCCUGUGAAAAUCGUUCUACCUCGCAAACGGAGCCCUUGCACAAGCCGCACGAGGCGGCGGCCAAGCCCGACAAGGGGGGCGGCCGGGCCGGCUGGGCGGCCAUGGACGAGAUCCCUGUGCUCAGGCCGUCCGCCAAGGAGUUCCACGACCCGCUCGUCUACAUCGAGUCGGUCCGCGCUCAGGUGGAGAAGUACGGCAUGUGCAGGGUGAUCCCCCCUCCGGACUGGCGGCCCGAGUGCAAGCUCAACGACGAGAUGCGGUUCGUGACGCAGAUUCAGCACAUCCACAAGCUGGGCCGGCGCUGGGGCCCCAACGUGCAGCGGCUGGCCUGCAUCAAGAAGCACCUCAGAUCUCAGGGCAUCACCAUGGACGAGCUCCCGCUCAUAGGAGGCUGUGAGCUCGACCUGGCCUGCUUUUUCCGGCUGAUUAACGAGAUGGGCGGCAUGCAGCAAGUGACUGACCUCAAAAAAUGGAACAAACUAGCAGACAUGCUGCGCAUCCCCAAAACUGCCCAGGACCGGCUGGCCAAGCUCCAGGAAGCCUACUGCCAGUACCUGCUGUCCUAUGACUCCCUGUCCCCCGAGGAGCACCGGCGGCUGGAGAAGGAGGUGCUGAUGGAGAAGGAGAUCCUGGAGAAGCGGAAGGGGCCCCUCGAGGGCCACACGGAGCACGACUACAACAAGUUCCAUCCCCUGCCCCGCUUCGAGCCCAAGAACGGGCUCAUCAACGGCAUGGCCCACAGGAACGGCUUCCGCAGCAAGCUCAAAGAGGUGGGCCAGGCCCAGCUCAAGACGGGCCGGCGGCGACUCUUUGCUCAGGAAAAGGAAGUGGCGCGAGAGGAGGAGGAGGACAAAGGUGUCCUCAGUGACUUCCACAAGUGCAUAUACAAGGGAAGGUCUGUUUCUUUAACGACUUUUUAUCGAACAGCAAGAAAUAUCAUGAACAUGUGCUUCAGCAAGGAGCCCGCACCAGCUGAAAUCGAGCAAGAGUACUGGAGGCUAGUGGAAGAGAAGGACUGCCACGUGGCCGUCCACUGCGGCAAGGUGGACACCAACACCCACGGCAGCGGGUUCCCAGUGGGGAAGUCAGAACCGUUCUCAAGGCAUGGAUGGAACCUCACCGUCCUCCCCAAUAACACAGGGUCCAUCCUGCGUCACCUCGGUGCUGUGCCUGGAGUGACAAUUCCCUGGCUAAACAUUGGCAUGGUCUUUUCUACCUCAUGCUGGUCUCGAGACCAAAACCACCUUCCCUAUAUUGACUACUUACACACUGGUGCUGACUGCAUUUGGUAUUGCAUUCCUGCUGAGGAGGAGAACAAGCUCGAGGACGUGGUCCACACCCUUUUGCAGGCCAACGGUACCCCCGGGCUGCAGAUGCUGGAAAGCAACGUCAUGAUCUCCCCGGAGGUGCUGUGUAAAGAGGGGAUCAAGGUGCACAGGACCGUGCAGCAGAGUGGCCAGUUCGUCGUCUGCUUCCCGGGCUCCUUUGUGUCCAAAGUCUGCUGCGGCUACAGCGUCUCGGAGACCGUGCACUUUGCCACCACCCAGUGGACGAGUAUGGGCUUCGAGACGGCCAAGGAAAUGAAGCGUCGCCAUAUAGCUAAGCCAUUCUCCAUGGAGAAGUUACUCUACCAGAUUGCACAAGCGGAAGCGAAAAAGGAAAACGGCCCCACUCUCAGUACCAUCUCCGCCCUUCUGGAUGAGCUCAGGGAUACGGAGCUGCGGCAGCGGCGGCAGCUGUUCGAGGCCGGCCUCCACUCGUCCGCGCGCUACGGCAGCCACGACGGCAACGGCGCCAUGGCGGAUGGCAAGAAAAAGCCUCGAAAGUGGCUGCAGUUGGAGACGUCGGAGAGGAGGUGUCAGGUCUGCCAGCACCUGUGCUACCUGUCCAUGGUCGUGCAGGAGAACGAGAACGUGGUGUUCUGCCUGGAGUGCGCGCUGCGCCACGUGGAGAAGCAGAAGUCCUGUCGAGGGCUGAAGCUGAUGUACCGCUACGAUGAGGAACAGAUCAUCAGUCUGGUCAAUCAGAUCUGUGGCAAAGUAUCUGGUAAGAACGGCAGCAUUGAGAACUGUCUCAGUAAACCUACACCAAAAAGAGGGCCCCGCAAGAGAGCGACCGUGGACGUGCCGCCAUCCCGGCUUUCAUCCUCCAGUUCAUCCAAAAGUGCUUCGAGCUCGUCGUGAAGAUGCCAACACCCGUGUCGACUGAUAUAUAUUUUUUUGUAAUUAUUAUAUUCUAGUUUGGAGUACUUGCUGUAGGAUUCAAGCUGUCUUUGCACUAGCUCUAAAGAAGAUUUUCUUCUGGUUUUAGAGAACUAAUUUUGUUUUAGCAUUAAACUGUUGAACUUUUUUUUGUACUUAGAAUACCUAGAUACUGCAGUCAGAUUUUUGAAACUGCCGUAUAUUCACUGUUUUAAAAACCCUUGAGGGGCUGUAUUAAUUUGUAUUGCCCCUGUGGCUGAAAAACGCCUUUUCGGUUUUUUGUUUUGUUUUUUUUGUUUUGUUUUGUUUUCUUUGGUAACUUGGGGGAAAAAAGGCUUUUUAACCCAUUUUUGAAGAGGGUGAAGUUUGGAGAACAAAUUUUAAAACCAUCAGUCAUGUGAGCAGAUUUUUCUAGAGAGGAAAAGGGAUAGGAGACACACACACACACAAAACUUGAAAAGAAAUGGCUUUACUCUGGCUGUCUUUUCUUCUGUCAUGUGCAAAAUGAGUUUGUAGUUUUUAAAACCGGAGAACCCCCAUGUUGUGUCUUGGGGAGGUCAUGGCAGCUGAAGGCGGACGUAGUUUCCUAACCCGAGGCAAAACACGAAGAGGAGCGCCGAGGUUCUCUUUACCAGCACAUCACUAUGCAUCUGUUUUUGGGAAAGAGGAGAGCGAGAGAAGACGACUGCCUGCCUUGGAGGGGGUCACGUGAGGGACACCUGUGCCUGAUUUCAUUAGGAAAUCCAUUCUGUUAUUUUUUGGUGCUGUUGGCUACUUUUAUCAAAAACCCUUCAAUAGCAUCCUUAAGA
This is a messenger RNA of Neomonachus schauinslandi (Hawaiian monk seal), 4751 nucleotides long. RefSeq names its product jumonji and AT-rich interaction domain containing 2 (gene JARID2). The transcript has 18 exons. The coding region runs from base 172 to 3924 and encodes 1250 amino acids. Gene Ontology annotation, biological process: chromatin remodeling. NCBI's taxonomy places the organism in Eukaryota, Metazoa, Chordata, Mammalia, Carnivora, Phocidae. Gene Ontology annotation, cellular component: nucleus. The record is from RefSeq and is a predicted model, not a curated record. Gene Ontology annotation, molecular function: histone demethylase activity; DNA binding.